This is a messenger RNA of Helianthus annuus (common sunflower), 3028 nucleotides long. Its product is annotated as pre-mRNA-splicing factor SYF1. Gene Ontology annotation, biological process: generation of catalytic spliceosome for first transesterification step; mRNA splicing, via spliceosome. Gene Ontology annotation, cellular component: post-mRNA release spliceosomal complex; Prp19 complex; U2-type catalytic step 2 spliceosome. The record is from RefSeq and is a predicted model, not a curated record. Bases 148 to 2868 code for a protein of 906 amino acids. Lineage: Eukaryota; Viridiplantae; Streptophyta; Magnoliopsida; Asterales; Asteraceae. Gene Ontology annotation, molecular function: protein binding. The transcript is spliced from 5 exons.
CUUUUUAGGUUUUUCCAAUCCGCCUGGGGAGAUCCUCUUUCGUUCUAGGGUUUUGCAGUUGGUUCUCAUCACCAUUGAACCAGUAGAUUCAGAUCUUAACUUUCAACAACAAUCACAUAAUCUUAUCAAUUACACUCAAUUUCAUCAAUGGCGAUUUCAAGCGAGUUGUAUCCAAGCCAAGACGACCUCCUCUACGAAGAAGAACUCCUCAGAAAUCCCUUCAGUUUGAAGCUAUGGUGGCGAUACUUAAUUGCACGCACCGAAUCUCCGUUCAAGAAGCGUGCCGUGAUCUAUGAACGAGCGUUGAAAGCUUUACCAGGAAGCUACAAGUUAUGGCUCGCGUAUCUCCGUGAACGCCUCGAAUUGGUACGUAAUUUGCCAAUAUCUCAUACGCAUUAUCAAACUUUAAACAAUACGUUUGAACGAGCCCUAGUUACAAUGCAUAAGAUGCCUAGGAUUUGGAUUAUGUACUUGACUAGUUUGACUGAGCAGAAGCUAGUUACUAGAACUCGUAGGACGUUUGAUAGGGCGCUAUGCGCGUUGCCUGUUACGCAGCAUGAUAGGAUUUGGGAGCCGUAUUUGGUGUUUGUGAGUCAACGAGGUGUGCCGAUUGAGACGUCACUUAGGGUUUACAGGAGGUAUUUGAAGUAUGAUCCUGGUCAUAUUGAGGAUUUGAUUGAGUUUUUGUUGAAUUCGGGGCUGUGGCAGGAGGCGGCGGAGAGGUUGGCUGGGGUGUUGAAUGAUGAUAGGUUUUAUUCGAUUAAGGGGAAGACGAAACAUAGGUUGUGGUUGGAGCUUUGUGAUUUGCUUACUCAACAUGCUACGGAGAUUUCGGGGUUGAAUGUGGAUGCGAUUAUUAGAGGUGGGAUUAGGAAGUUUACGGAUGAAGUGGGACGGUUGUGGACUUCGUUGGCGGAUUAUUAUAUUAGAAGGAAGUUGUUGGAGAAGGCUAGAGAUGUGUUUGAAGAAGGGAUGACGACUGUUGUUACGGUGCGAGAUUUUAGUGUGAUUUUUGAUGCUUACUCGCAAUUUGAGGAAAGUGUUCUUGCUUUGAAAAUGGAAGGGAUGGAUGAGAGUGAAGAGGAAGAGGAAGAGAACGAUAGUGACGAAGAUGAAGAAGAUGACCGGCUUAAUGUGGCAAAGUUAGAACACAAACUUAAGCGGUUUUGGUUGUGUGAUGAAAAGGAUGUUGAUUUAAGGAUAGCAAGGUUAGAGAAUCUUAUGGAUAGAAGACCGGAACUAGCUAAUAGUGUUCUUCUUCGCCAAAAUCCUCAUAAUGUUGAACAAUGGCAUAGGCGAGUGAAAAUCUUUGAAGGAAAUCCAACAAAGCAGAUAUUAACAUAUACCGAGGCUGUUAGAACAAUCGACCCAAUGAAAGCUGUUGGAAAACCUCAUACUUUAUGGGUUGCAUUUGCUAAAUUGUAUGAAGCUCAUAACGACAUUGCUAAUGCAAGAGUGAUAUUCGAUAAAGCUGUGCAAGUUAACUAUAAAGCUGUUGAUAACCUUGCUAGUGUAUGGUGUGAAUGGGCAGAAAUGGAACUUAGACACAAAAAUUUUAGGGGUGCACUGGAGUUAAUGAGGCGUGCUACAGCUGAACCGUCUGUUGAGGUGAAACGCAGAGUGGCUGCUGAUGGCAAUGAACCGGUACAAAUAAAGUUGCACAAAUCAUUGAGACUGUGGACAUUUUACGUUGAUUUAGAGGAAAGUUUAGGCACUUUGGAAUCAACCCGUGCAGUAUAUGAGAGAAUAUUGGAUCUUCGUAUUGCCACACCACAAAUUAUUAUAAACUAUGCAAUGCUGUUAGAGGAUAAUAAGUACUUUGAGGAUGCUUUCAAGGUCUAUGAAAGAGGUGUGAAAAUAUUCAAAUAUCCCCACGUGAAAGACAUUUGGGUUACAUAUCUCUCGAAGUUUGUCAAACGAUACGGGAAAUCCAAGCUUGAAAGAUCCCGAGAGCUAUUUGAGCAUGCUGUUGAAAUGGCCCCUGCUGAAGUUGUAAAGCCGUUGUAUCUGCAAUAUGCUAAACUAGAAGAGGAUUACGGUUUAGCUAAACGAGCCAUGAGGGUUUAUGAUCAAGCAACAAAAGCGGUCCCACCAAGUGAAAAACUGAGCAUGUAUGAAAUUUACAUAGCCCGUGCAGCCGAAAUUUUUGGAGUUCCUAAAACUAGGGAGAUUUAUGAGCAAGCAAUUGUGUCUGACGGGCUUCCUGAAAAGGAUGCAAUGAAGAUGUGUAUAAGGUACGCUGAGCUGGAAAAGAGUUUGGGAGAAAUUGACCGUGCGCGGAAAAUAUACGUUUAUGCGUCUUGGUUAGCAGACCCGCGGUGGCCUGAUAGUGACUUUUGGGUUAAGUGGCACGAAUUUGAAGUAAAUCAUGGUAACGAGGAUACGUUUAGAGACAUGCUUCGUAUUAAGAGAAGUGUUACUGCCAGACACAGCCAGACACAUGUGAUGCUACCGGAGUCUCUAAUGCAGAAGGCUAACGGUGAUGAAACCGCCAUGGAUGAAUCAAAGAAAGCUGAAGAUGAAAUGGCUGCUUUAGAAAGGAAGGUAGCGCCUGACACUGCUAAGAACGACACCAACGCCGCUAGAUUUGUACACGGUGGUGUACAGUUGUCGGAAAAGGAGUCGGGAUUGAUUCAAAACAAGGAAGAGAUUGAACUUCCUGAAGGAAGUGGAAGUGAUGAAGAAGACGAUGACGAUGAUGGCAAAGUUGAAAUCGCACAGAAAGAUGUACCGGAUGCUGUGUUUGGAGGGCUUAUAAGAAAAAGAGACGAAGAAGAAGAAGCGCAAGGUAAAGAGGCGGAAAAUGGUGACGGUGGAAGCCGCCUUGGCGCGCUUGAACGAAUUAAACGCAUGCGUCAGGGUAACUAGUUGUAUUUUUGGGUUUGAGUUUCAUCUAAAUUUUGAAUUUUCAAACUGUUUGCUCUAGAAUUGUUCAAAGAUUUGUUGUAAAAAACUUGUUCUUGGUGCUAUUUCAUGGUAUUACUAAGAAUCUUCUGUGUUACAAUAUUGUUUUUUUAACAUUAGUUAA